This is a messenger RNA of Beauveria bassiana ARSEF 2860, 1197 nucleotides long. RefSeq names its product covalently-linked cell wall protein. NCBI's taxonomy places the organism in Eukaryota, Fungi, Ascomycota, Sordariomycetes, Hypocreales, Cordycipitaceae. The coding region runs from base 1 to 1197 and encodes 398 amino acids. Gene Ontology annotation, molecular function: structural constituent of cell wall. Gene Ontology annotation, cellular component: fungal-type cell wall. Gene Ontology annotation, biological process: fungal-type cell wall organization. The record is from RefSeq and is a predicted model, not a curated record. The transcript is spliced from 2 exons.
AUGCUCGAUACUGCUGAUAUCGACUUCUUCUUUUUCCGGCAUCAAUUCACCUACAAGGGACCACCAGUGUCCUGGCUACCGGAAUCUCGUCGCGGCUUGAUCGACCACGCGCGCGUGGUUUCAUACCUUGCGGCUUCGACACUCACCAAUUCGUUCGCCAGCAACAUCUUGCUAAUUCUUUUCACAGCUAAAAUGAAGUGGACUGCUGCCGCUCUUGGCCUCGCUGCCACCGUCGCCGCUGUUCCUCAAGGCGCCCCCUCCGGCCUCAAGCCCGAGGGCUCUGCUCCCCAGGGCUGCACUGGCACUUACAACGGCAAGUUUGAGGUCAGCAUCUUCAAGCUUGCUGGCUCCAGCAAGCGCUCUAUCGAGAAGCGUGACUGCUCCGGCGACAAGGCCCUCGUUCUCGAUCUCAAGGAUGGUGUCCUGACCGACAGCAAGGGCCGCAUCGGCUCCAUCGUCUCCAACUACCAGUUCCAGUUCGACGGCCCUCCCGCCCAGGCUGGUGCUCUCUACACUGCUGGUUUCUCUACCUGCCAGAACGGCUCCCUGGCCAUUGGCCCUUCCACCGUUUUCUACCAGUGCCGCUCUGGUGACUUCUACAACCUCUACGACCGCCACUGGGCCGAGCAGUGCGAGCCCGUCGAGAUUGUCGCCAUGCCUUGCAGCAGCCAGAAGGACAACGGCGGGAGCCCCAUGCAGUCUCCCAUCGCCACCAGCCUGGCUGUCACCACCAUUGUCGCCGCUCUCGACGAUGGCCAGCCCCAGGUCAAGACCACCACUGUUCCUGUCCCCAUGUGCCAGAUCGGUGACGGCCAGAUUCAGGCUCACAGCACCCCUUGCGACCAGGCUCCCGGCGCUCCCAUCAGCCAGAUUUCUGACGGACAGCUCCAGGCUCCCACCAACCUGCCCCCUGUUUCCCAGAUCUCCGACGGCCAGAUUCAGGUUCCCUCUGCCACUGGUGCUCCCGUCACCCAGAUCACCGACGGCCAGAUCCAGGCUCCCUCUGCUACUGGUGCUCCCGUCACCCAAAUCACUGAUGGCCAGAUCCAGGCUCCCUCUGGUACUGGUGCUAUCGUCACCCAGAUCUCUGAUGGCCAGGUCCAGGCUCCCACUGGCACCACCGUUCCCAUCGCUGCUGGUGCCAAGGCCCUCCCCGGCCUCGCCGCUGCCGGUCUUGCUGCCGCCCUCUUCCUGUAG